AGCCUGGCACGGUGACUGGGCCCUCUCGUCUCCUCAGCCAGCCAGUCUCAGUCGCGCUGGGUGAGAGAGAAGGUCGGGGAGGGAAGCACUGGGCCAUUCCACUCCCUCUGCCUCGCCACUACACUCAACGUCUAUCUCCAAUCUUUAACUUAGUGUUUCGCUUCUUUUACGUAAUAACUCUUUCUGUUUCUGUUUCUCUUUCUCUCUCUGUCCAUCUAUCUUUUCUUUUUUCUCUCUUUCUUCGUCUUCCUUUCCCUCUUUUUCUCCGUCUUUGUGUUUUCUUGUUGGUUUUUCCCAUUUUGGUUUGUUGUUUAAGAUGGGGUUCCUGCGCAUCCUGGUGGCGGGGCUGCUAGUGGCUGGGGCGGGGCAUUUCGUAUGGCGCGUCAUGCAGGAGCCGCCCCCGCCCUACAUCGACCCCAACCCUUGGUGGGGCCCCGGGGAGCACCAGAAAGAGGACACCACCGUCAGGCCAUUCAAAAUUGAUGUCCCUCAAGCUGACCUUGAUGACCUAAAGAUGCGUCUGUCUCUGCCCCUGCGCCUCACUCCAGCCCUGCAGGACGCUAACUUCACCUACGGCUUCACGGACACCACGCUGGACGCCGUGGUGAAGUACUGGCGCACCAAGUAUGACUGGAAGAAGAGGGAGGAGCGACUCAAUUCAUACCCUCACUUCAAGACACAGAUAGAAGGGCUGGACAUUCACUUCCUGAGGGCUGCGGCGAAGAAGGCCCCGGGGGUGACAGUGGUGCCCCUCCUGAUGGUGCACGGAUGGCCUGGCUCUAUAGUGGAGUUCUACAACAUCCUCCCACUCCUGACGGCGCCGCAGGAGGGGAGUGGUGUGGCCUUCGAAGUGAUCUGCCCCUCCAUUCCCGGCUAUGCGUUCUCCCAGGCGUCAGCUAAGCAAGGCUUGGGGGAUCUCCAGACCGCGCAGAUCUUCCUGAAGCUGAUGAAGAGGCUGGGUUUUGAGAGGUUCUUCGCGCAGGGAGGUGACUGGGGCUCCCUCAUUGUGACGGACAUGGCCACCCUCUAUCCUGAUAAUGUGCUAGGCAUCCACAUCAACAUGGCUCUUGUCAACACCAAUGGCAGGUUUGUGAAGGCAAUGUUGGGGUCCUUGCUGCCGGCGGGGCUGGUGGUGGACGCCAAGGACCAACACAAGGUGUACCCGUUGGGGAAGAAGAUCAGCAUGUUCCUGAGGGAGACUGGCUACUUGCACAUACAGUCCACCAAGCCAGACACUAUAGGCGCAGCAUUGAACCAGCUCCCCGUCAGUCUUGCUGUCUACAUCCUGGAGAAGUUUAGCACCUGGACUAACAAGAACAACCCGUGGCUACCUGAUGGUGGUCUGCUGCAGCCUGACUUCCCAAUACCCCUUGAUCAAAUUUUCGACAACAUCUGCGUCUACUGGUUCACAGGCUCCAUCACUUCUAGCAUGCGGUUCUACGCGGAAUAUUUCGGCAAAGUCCUGACGCGGGCCAUUGACAACAUCCCAGUCCGCGUGCCUGCUGGUAUCGGAGCCUUCCCUCACGAGCUGAGCGUCGACCCAAAGAACUUCCUCGCCCACAAGUUUUACGACAUCGUAACUUACAGGGACCACCCAGCUGGAGGUCACUUCGCGGCCAUGGAACGCCCGCACCUGCUGGCCAGCGACAUACACAACUUCGUGAAGGCGGUGCGGCAGCGGCAGCCCUAACCCACCGUGGCCCCCGUGGCCUCCCCAGCCUCUUUUGGGGCAAAGCUCAAGUCUACUGUGUCAGUAAUAGGAGUGCUAUUAGCGUGUUAAGAAAACAAAUGAUAAAAGAUAAAAUUCCA
Messenger RNA from Portunus trituberculatus (swimming crab), 1809 nucleotides. RefSeq names its product juvenile hormone epoxide hydrolase 1-like. Gene Ontology annotation, biological process: epoxide metabolic process. The transcript has 10 exons. NCBI's taxonomy places the organism in Eukaryota, Metazoa, Arthropoda, Malacostraca, Decapoda, Portunidae. The record is from RefSeq and is a predicted model, not a curated record. Gene Ontology annotation, molecular function: epoxide hydrolase activity. Bases 317 to 1690 code for a protein of 457 amino acids.